GCAGGGCAAGAUGGCAUCCUCCGUCGCCGUGUUCAUUUGCCUGCUGUCCGUGGCCGCCGCCGCGGCCGCGUCCAUGGACCCGGCGGAGAGGGAAGCGCUGUUCCUCGUCAUGGAUGCGGUCUCGUCUGACCGGGACUGGCGCUCCGAGAGCCCCGACCCUUGCGGCGCGCCGUGGCCGGGGCUCGAGUGCAAGCCCGCCGGCGAUGCGGCCUCGGCGACGCUGCGCGUCACACGGCUCGACUUCGGCGUCGAGCCCAACCCGUCGUGCAAGGACACGGCCGCCUUCCCGCCGCUGGUGUUCUCGCUGCCCCACCUCCAAUCUCUUUUCUUCGUCAGCUGUUUCAAGAACCCGGCCGCCAACACGACCCUCGUCUUGCCGCCGGCCGCCAACCUCUCGUCCUCCAGCCUGCAGCAGCUCAGCAUCAGGGCCAACCCGUCCCUGUCCGGCGUGAUGCCGCCGCAGCUGGCAACCCUCAGGUCCCUGCAGGUGCUCACCAUCUCCCAGAACGGAUUGAUCCGCGGCGAGAUCCCGCAGGGCAUCGGCGAGCUAACGUCGCUGGUGCACCUCGACCUGAGCUACAACUCGCUCACCGGUCCGGUGCCGCGCGAGAUCAACGAGCUAAAGAGAUUGGUUGGUCUGGACCUGAGCUACAACUCGCUGUCCGGCCUCAUUCCGAGCCGGAUCGGCGAACUGCGGCAGCUACAGAAGCUGGACCUGAGCUCCAACAAUCUCACCGGCGGUGUCCCAGUCAGCAUCGCCAACCUGAGCUCGCUUACCUUCUUGGCGCUAAGCAGCAAUGGCCUGAGCGGUCACUUUCCUCCUGGACUCGCCGGCCUCCGGAACCUCCAGUACCUGAUCAUGGACAACAACCCAAUGAAUGUCCCCUUACCUUCCGAGCUCGGCAGUCUCCCUCGUCUUCAAGAACUCCGGCUGGCCGGCUCCGGCUACUCGGGACAGAUACCCGCUGCGUUCGGUCAGCUGGCGAGCCUCACGACGCUGUCACUCGAGAACAACAACCUCACCGGAGAAAUCCCACCGGGGCUAAGCAGGCUGAGCAGGAUGUACCACCUGAACCUGAGCAACAACGGGCUGGGCGGCGCCGUGCCUUUCGACGGCGCGUUCCUGCAGCGGCUCGGCCGGAACCUCGACCUGAGCGGCAACGCGGGGCUGUGCCUGGAUGACCGGAUGGUCGUGCGGGGCGUUGGCGUCGGCGUCGGCGCCUGCCGCGCCGGCGGCGGAGAUGGCGAUCGCUCGUUGGCGCCCGGUGGAGUUACGGGGGGAGCACGAGCAGCAGAAGUGACGAGGGGCUCCGUGGACGGUUCCCCGUUUCGGCUGCUCGGCCCUGCGUGCGUGGUGGUGUCCUGUGUCUGGUUUGCUUUGAAUUAGCACGUGUAGGUUUGUCUCGCUGUGAUGUACUACUGCCUAUGUUUAGAACUAAGUAUUACGUAGCUGUGUUUUCAAGCGCUAAUUAAUCUGCAGAUAAUUAUGUAAUUAGUAGUACA
Oryza brachyantha (malo sina) is the source of this 1503-nucleotide messenger RNA. RefSeq names its product receptor like protein 29. Gene Ontology annotation, molecular function: protein binding. The record is from RefSeq and is a predicted model, not a curated record. NCBI's taxonomy places the organism in Eukaryota, Viridiplantae, Streptophyta, Magnoliopsida, Poales, Poaceae. The coding region runs from base 11 to 1387 and encodes 458 amino acids. The transcript is spliced from 2 exons.